Messenger RNA from Penicillium lagena, 246 nucleotides. RefSeq lists its product as uncharacterized. The transcript has a single exon. Lineage: Eukaryota; Fungi; Ascomycota; Eurotiomycetes; Eurotiales; Aspergillaceae. Bases 1 to 246 code for a protein of 81 amino acids. The record is from RefSeq and is a predicted model, not a curated record.
AUGGCUCACGCACUCCGGGAAGGAUCUCGCUACGGUGUGUCUGUCGACCAUGCUCCCCCUCCGCCAGCGUCGAGGGAUCUCGAGCAGUGCACGGACCAAAACCGCUCACCACGUCAUAACGUCAUCGGUGUCAUCCGGUUUGUCCGUCCGCGCUUCACUGCGCUACGUAGUCGGGGAGGGAAUGGGGGGAGGAGUGCAGAAUUCAUGACAUGCCCGGGACCAUGGGAUGGACGCCGAGCACCAUAG